CCAAAGAUUACCACGAUUGAGCUAAUGAUCCUGACGAAUGAAAAGAUGCAGCCGGAGAAUAGAAUAAUUAAAAGAGGGGAAGUUUACUAUACUAAUUUAGAUGAUGCCCAAGGUCAUGAGCAAAAAAACGAUAAAGAUAGUGAGAGGCGUUUAGUGGUGGAAAAUCAAUAUUUAUCACUCCUUAAUUCACCUUUAUUUCCGACGGCAGAAUUAGGAAUUAUUAAAGCAAAACCACCAGAAAACUAA
This is a messenger RNA of Funneliformis geosporum, 246 nucleotides long. Lineage: Eukaryota; Fungi; Glomeromycota; Glomeromycetes; Glomerales; Glomeraceae. The record is from the annotation of a GenBank genome assembly.